Molecule: messenger RNA, 6796 nt
Organism: Peromyscus californicus insignis
Lineage: Eukaryota; Metazoa; Chordata; Mammalia; Rodentia; Cricetidae
Product: killer cell lectin-like receptor subfamily F member 1
Exons: 7
Coding region: 602-1309 (235 amino acids)
Source: RefSeq, a predicted model, not a curated record
UGGAACUUGUUAUGUGAAACAAGCUAGCAUGGAACUCCUAGACAUCUGCCUGCCUAUGCCUUCAGCUAACAUUGGUUUCAAAGUGAGAGACAAAAUGUAUCUUCCUCUAGAAUCAGAAGCAAAGACACCCAUGCUUACCACCUGCUUUCACACUAGACUGGAAGUCCAAGCUCUUCAUGAAGAAACAGAAAUUCUGGCCUCAGAUGAGAACAAAGCAAAAGGUAUACAGACUGGAAAAGAAUGAACCAAAGAAUUUAUUUUUUUUUAGUCAUGAGAUUGUCGGAAAGAAGAGAAUGUUAACUUAUUCUUUUAUUCAAUCAGUGUUUAGAAAGCAGUUUCAUGUCACAGAUGACGUGACUGUUCAGGUAGACCACUUGUAAAACCAACAUAAAAAAUCCCCAAAGUUAGAAGGGGGAGCACUGAAUGUGCAGGGUUGAAGAUUAACACUAAGAAGUUAAUUGUUCAUAGAAUCCCUCUCUUUAACUGGACUCCUGGAGCUCAGCCUGGUGCUUGGCUGUGGAUCUCUGCAUCUGCUUCCAUCAGUUACUGGAUGAAGACUCUAUGAUGGCAGUUACGGUAUUCACUAAUCUGAUUACUGGGGAUGGUUGGGCAGAUGCAAGACGCAGAAAGAGUAACUGUAAAGAAGCCUAGAAAACAUUCCUAUCACUGCCAACACAAAUGGACAUACAAAGAUUACCCAGAGUGUCCAAGAUGGCAUCAGACAGCUCUGAGACUGGCCAGCAUUGCAUUGGUUUUCUUGGUGGCCACAGUGAUAGGACUAGCUAUCCAUGUAAGUCAGCUGAGUGUACAUUCCUUAAGUGAUAAGCACAACGAGGGGAUACUUGGUAAUAAUGAAAGCAGAUGUUGCAGCUGUGUGGAUAUUUCUCCCAGGAAACAACAGCAGGACAAAAUAAACUCCACGGGAAAAUCAUGCCCUGAUGACUGGUUCCAGAAACAAGGGAAAUGUUACAAGUUUUACAUGAACUUUGCGUCAUGGAUUGACAGUAAAAUAUCCUGUGCAGUAAGGAAAUCACGUCUCUUAGUGAUCCAAGACAAGGCAGAACUGGAUUUCAUCCAGAGUAAAAUACACGAUGGAGUUUACUUUUGGAUUGGACUGAAUGUUACAGACACACAGAAAACAUGGACCUGGCUGGAUGGCACACCGUUACACCAACAUCUAUUUCAAGUCACAGGCCAGGUUGAAGAUGAAGCCUGUGCCCUGAUAACAAAGAAGGGUGUUUUUUCUGAAAAGUGUUUCAUUCACAAUUACUGGAUUUGUCAAGAUUCAUCUACAGAGGACAAUGUUUGAAUGAUCAUAGGUAUUUCUCUUACUAGAAAAGAAUCAGCCACUAUGGAGAUUUGUAUUUUUCCCCAGACAAGUUCUCACUAUGUAGCCUUGGCAUGUUCUGGAACUCGUGCAGACCAGGCUGGCCUCAAAUUCACAGAUAUCCUCCUGCCUCUGUCUCUUGAGUACAUGGUGAUUCUAAUAAUGUGUAAAUAUGUGUCUACAAAUGUGAACACCCAGUCAGUCUCAGCUGAGCCCUGAGGUCAUCCCUGUCACUGACACACUAUCUCAUCAUCAUUCUUCACAGCAGUUACUUAAGAGGAAACCUUUCUUCAAUCUGCUAACCUCUUGUAAAAUAUCUCAUUUUCCUUUAAGAAUAAAGGAGACCAUUAGAGGAUUUCUGGAACUUUUUACCACUUAGUUUGCACAGCUGGCUGCUUGUUAUUCUUCCUGUGCUUACUGUGAAUAAAGCCACCUCUCUUUUCUGUCUAAAUCAAAUCUCCUCAUCUGUAGUUUGAAUUUCAGGAGACCAAGGAGACCCCUUCUUUUUUUCUUCUAUCUCUUUUCUCACUCCCUUUCUAUCAUGACCAAACCUACAGGAGCUACAAGAAAAUGUUCCUGUAACCACAUAUGGCUUUUGGUUUCUGUUCAGCUUCUCCCACCUCUUUUAAGAAAAACUUCCUGAAAAAAAUUUCAGUAAAUGUGUUUUCCACUUUCUAUCUCCUAUUUCAAGUUCCUAUAAAAUCUGGUUUCUGCUUUACCUAUUUCAGUAAAAUGUUUUCAUCAAGCCACCAGUGGCUGACUAUCUAGAUUUUUGGAGCUCUCUACAGCUUGACUUGAUAUUAACUAAUCCAUUCAUCUUGAAAUAUUAGCCUGGUGUCUAUGGCCCACUUCUGUCUGUCACUGCAGCUUUUCCUGCAUGGGUUUUCUCCUCUGCUCUUGUAAACAUGGAGACUCCCCAGAGUUUUGCUUGGAUCAGCCAAUAUACACAACUAAUGAUUGAACUCAUCUCCUUCAUAAUGUCAUCAAUUUAUUAUCUCCAAACUGGACCUUAUUAAAUGACUGUCCAUUGGACAUCUCGGGGGCUGUCCAUCUUCCAUGUUACUAAAGUUACUGAUCCAUUAGAUUUCAGAAGCCUGCCUGUACUAGUUAAGCUGAGAUCUUGGAGUCCGCCACGACUUUGCUUUCCUCUCUCCCUCAGUAUUCAAAGCUUCACUUAAGUUUUACAAAUUGGAUUACUUUUGAUUUAUUUGCAUUAUCUUUGUACUCAGGUUAUUGUUCUGGUUUUCAAGGAGAGCCUUUUUUGUUCGCUUAUAUUCUUAGUAUUGGGACGGCACUGAGACAUACUGUGAAAAUCUACUCUAAAUAUUGGGAUGGCACUGAGACAUACCAUGACAAUCCAUCCUUAGUAUUGGGAUGGCACUGAGACACACUGUGACAUCCACUCUCAAUACAGCUACUCUAAACCUCACAUCAGACUAUGCUGCCUGCUGUUUAAUGCCUGGGGAUUUCUGUUUUCCCAGUCCCUUCAUUUUGUGGCUUCACCUCAUUGCCCCCUUACUUCAAAGCAUGCACUUAGGAUGGACUCACAAUAAGCUUUAUUUGCUUCCUCUAACUACUUAAAGAAUCUCUAGCCCUUAACCUGAUCAAAAUUUUUUUUUGUUUCAAUUUAACAUUCUUCCUAUUGGUGUGUUCAUAAAAGCAAACCUCGACAAAGCUAUGGUACUUCCCACCUUGGCCCAACUAGGGGUACAUAUACAUCCUGAUGUACUUCCUGCCUACAUAUCUCCCACCUAUGUGUGAUCCCAACAUUGUGUGAGGUAGGGGCAACCAACUUUGUUUAUUAAAGUGAAAACACAUAAUUUGCUAUCUCACAAGAACCACAGCCCCCACCGCUGAAUUCCAGGCAAUUAUCUGUCCUUGGCAAGUGGGGCUUAUAGGUUGAUUUUAGUACUUACAUUCCCCUUGAGUUGUAUCCUGAGUUAAAUCCUUGACUCUGGCUCUGUGAUGGCUGACAUCAGAGUUCCUAUGAGAAUGGGAACUAGUCAUUUUUCAUCUAGUGUCCCCUUUAUUUUCAAUAUUUAUCCUCUCUCUCUCUCUCUCUCUCUCUCUCUCUCUCUCUCUCUCUCUCUCUCUGUCUUUGAGUGCAGCCAGAUUAUCUCUAAUGAUUCCUUAGUAAUUUGUAUAAAAAUAACAAUUUUCUCUUAAAGCCAUAUAAUACCUUCUUGUUCUGUAUAGAACAGGUCAAAUCCCCUAUUAUACUGUAAAACUAUUUCAGCAAAUGAAUCUACCUGUUGAUAGAUCUGGGCCUAUUUGAUUUUAACAGAUACCAUUCCUGGUAUUCCAAUAGGCACUAUAGGUAGCUAUUUUGUCCCCAUAUGCCAUGUCCUUUGAUCUAAUAAUCCAACCUAUUGAGGACAAGGGGUGAUGUAGUCUCUUUAACAAUUUCCUACUGAAAUUAAGACACCAUUGUCAGGACCCAGCAAGGCUAGAAUUCUAGUCAAAACCUGUGGGUGGGGGGUUCAGGCAAUGGGACAUUAAUCAGAAGCAUCUGGUUUGCUGACCAAGCUGAAGAUACAGGGAGCAGUUAUAUCCCCUGGACUGGUUCACAUUAGCUUUCAGGAAGUCCAAAGCUCAGCAGUUUGUAGUCUGUAGUUGAUUUUUAGAUGGUGUCUGUUAGCUAAGUGGAAAUCUGCUGAGACAAAUAUAGACUAGGGACAGAAAUUAAAGUUUAAACUUAAUAGAAAAUCUUACAUUUGGAACUUACAGGGCUGUAGCAGGAAUCUUAGAAGUUCUUAUUAAUAAAAUCAAACUUGAGGCCAGUUAUUGGGGUGAAUGCUGGAUGAUCAGAGAGACAGAACAGGCCACAGCCACCUCACCUCUCCAGUUCCUCAGAUGAUCCUGUUUCCUCAGACUGGAAGCCUCUGACUUCUCAUCCAGAAUGAAUCUCAGCUGAACUGUGCUGCUCAAAGCCUAAAAGUUUAACCAGCCAAAAGCUGCUAGUUUCUGGUCUUCACGCCUUAUAUAUCUUUCCUUUCUACCAUCACUCCCUGGGAUUAAAGGCUCACUUUCUGGGAUUAAAGGCGCAAGUCACCAUGCUUGGCUGUAUCCUUGAACAGAUGGAUUUCUGCUUCUGGAAUGCUAGGAUUAAAGGCGUGUGCUACAACUGCCUAUCCUCUAUGUUUAAUAUUGUGACUGUUCUGUCUCUGAUCCCAGAUAAGUUUACUAGAGUGCACAAUAUUUUGGGGAGAACAAUACCACCACACAGGGCCAUUAUCCCGAUAGUUGAGGGAGGGGAGGAACCCAAAACCAAAGGAGAGAGAGAAAGAGCCCCCCCCCCUCGGUAGGUGAAAAAAUUUAGGCUGUACUUACCUGGAGUCUAUUUAACCUGUGAGAGGUGGAUAAAAGUCUUAUGAUUUACCCAAUUCCUUGAAGAUUAUAUGAAAAUUUUGGUUUAAAAAAAGAGAUAAAAGUUUUAGAUAUAUUACUAUUACCAUUGUUUGCACUCUGUACUAAAAUCCACACUGUAGAAAAAGCAGAUAUCAGAUAGCUGUGAGAAAUCUCAGUAUAACAAUAGCUUAGAUGAGGGGAAGAAAUGUCAAACAUUUUCUAUUAUUCACAUACCUUAAAUUAUUUUCUUAUACCCUCAGAACUUGCAUAGACUUUGAGCCUUUUUUCCCCCAUCUAAUCAUUUGUCAGAGAUACAAGUAGUUAUUACUGAGAACAGUCACUGCAAAACAAGUUCCGUUAAGUAAAGAAACAGUAAAAUUAACAUCUGAAACCUGUUUAUACUUUAAUAUGAAGCCUGUUAGCAAGUCAAACCUAUCUGCCUUUCUCAUCAGGAGACCUAGUAGCUCUAGAAAAAGCACCUAAUUUUUACAUACAAAAUGAACUUACAAGGUGGCUACAGCCUUCGGAAAGGAGCUGGUUGCCUACUGCUGUUAAACUCACAAAGUUGCAGUUAGCCUAGCUGUCAGUGCCAUCAUAGGAUGGAGAAGGAUAAAUUAUAGCAGGAAGUAUAACCUGAAUGGCCUGUGUAUCAACUAAAAGGACAGAGACUUAUCCAUCAUCUAGAUGGUCACCCUAGGCUCUUGUGUUGUUGAUGGCUUUCUUGGAGGCAGAGAUCCCAGGGAAGGAUCAGUCUUCAGCUGUCAAGUUUAGAAGAUCUGAGUGACAUUCCUGUGGAGGAGGAACUAGGAGGACUUGCUUUGUCUAGGCAAAGCAGGGCAAUCAACUCUCUAGUAUCUUUGUCCACAGUUUGGGCAGGGUACUAGUGGUGAUCUAGAAAUUGGGGCAGCUUUUCCCAGUGGUUAGUGUGACCACAAUCCAGGUGGAGUCCUGGUGCACCAUCAUCUUCUUUGGAGACCUUAUGGUCACCACUAAAAGCUGAGGUUUGUCUGUCAUAGUAUGCUGUGGAUAUCUUUCUGUAUGUGAAUAUGUGUUGCUCUGAUUGGCUGAUAAAUAAAACUGUUUGGCCAAUGGUGAGGCAGAAUAAGGUUAGGUGGUACAUUCAAACUGGAGAGAGAGAAGUAGAAAGGAGAGUGGGGAGAUGCUGCCAGGAGAAGAAAGAUGUGAAAGUACCUGUAAACCACAAAGCCAUGUGGCAAUGCAUAGAUUAAUAGAAAUGGGCUGAGUUAAGUUGUAAGAGCUAGCUAGCUAGUGAGAAUCCUGAGCCAUUAGGCCAUAUAGUUUGUAAGUAAUAUAAGCCUCUGUGUGUUUACUUGGGUCUGAGUGGCUGUGGGACCAGGUAGGACACAGGAAAACUUCCAACUACAAUAGUAAGGUUUUUUUUCCAUUAAACAUUUAAAAUGUCAUAUUCAGCAGAUCUCUGACAAGUUUGAGUACCAUUUUCUACUAAGUAUAUCUGAGCUAAGCAGUCUUUGCUUGUUUUUAGUUACUUGCUUUUGGUUUAAUCUUGAAAACAUAGGCAAGAGGCUAAAUAAGGCUUAUUUCUGUAAUUAAUUACAUUAGUACUUAGCAUGACUACAAGUAUAGUUAUGAACAUAUUAAAGAAUUUGAUCCUUUAUUAGGCAACUGAUCAUUGAAUUGCAUGUCUUAAUUAUUUUUAACAGUUUACAGUGUGUUAGCAGCUUUUAUAAGACUAGAACUUACAGCUUUAUCUGUGUUAAGUUUGAGCCUUUGGUGGUGGGGGGAACAGCUUCUGAAUUGAAAUUCCUUUUAGUAUCAAAAUAAAAUUUUAAAUCAUGAAUGCAGCACAUAGGGAGACUGACAACUUUACUUUCCUGGUCCCCAUAGCAACUGGGAUGCCUUCAGGAAUUCUAGCCCUGCCAUACUGUGCCAACUCUCAGCUGCUCUGCAUGAUUCCUUCAUAUCUUUAAAACCAGUACCACUUGGUUGAUUCUUACAUUAUAAAGUUUGGCUGUCAGCAUGAGGUGCAUUCUUGGCUUUAAUACCUUAUUAAACUAGCUUUGUUUUUACGUCCUAUUUUUCAUAAACUUUGUUUUCAAGACAGGAAUUGUCAUUUAAAAAAAUCCAUCCUGGGGCUGGAUU